Messenger RNA from Aedes albopictus (Asian tiger mosquito), 3436 nucleotides. RefSeq names its product zinc finger protein 287-like. Lineage: Eukaryota; Metazoa; Arthropoda; Insecta; Diptera; Culicidae. Gene Ontology annotation, biological process: regulation of transcription by RNA polymerase II. Gene Ontology annotation, cellular component: nucleus. The transcript is spliced from 7 exons. Gene Ontology annotation, molecular function: DNA-binding transcription factor activity, RNA polymerase II-specific; zinc ion binding; RNA polymerase II transcription regulatory region sequence-specific DNA binding. The coding region runs from base 120 to 2294 and encodes 724 amino acids. The record is from RefSeq and is a predicted model, not a curated record.
CGUUUUUUGCAAGUCAAAACAAGACGCUUCGAAAAUCACUCCGCGCGUAAACAAAACGAUUAGUUUUCUCCGUUUUCUCAGUAAAGCAGUGAAAUUUCAACGCGAUUUUUGCCGGCAAAAUGGUUAAACGUAAAGCGUCCGGUAAGCGCAAAGUAGAGAAGAUGCCGGCACCAAUAAGUGGGAACGUUUGUCGAACCUGUUUGAGCCCCAAGAGGUCCAAGCGCCAGAAGGUUGUUUCGCUGUUUUCCAAGUUGGGCAACUCGCUUGUAGCGAACAUCAUCACGGAUUGCACGGGCGUUGAGAUCACCCAGGACGAUUCCCUGCCGGCGGAAAUUUGCACCGAGUGCUUCGAAACGGUCAAACUGUUGGACGCGUUCAUGAGGACUACACGGGACAGCGACAGCAAACUGCGCUGCAAGGUGGAAGACGUAGAUACAGAGGAAGACGAGCCCCCCCAAAGUGCCGAUGUCUCGGGGAACGACCUUCUGGAGGAUAUUAAGCUUGAUCCGGCGGAGAUAAUCGACAAAACGGAAAUUGUCGAAGACGAGGAAAACAUCGAAGUGCUCGUUCAGGUUGAGGAAGAGGAAGCUGAAAUGGAACAGGAAGAUUUUCAAGAUAGUGGCAGCGAUUGGAAAGGCAGUGGCGACGAGGCCGAGAGGGUGCUGAAGAGGAAGAAAGUCGGACUGAAGUCGAAACCGAACCCCGGCGCUCUACCCGGGAAGCCAACUCCGGCAAAAAGGAAGAAUGCUAAAUCAGCUAAAUCGCCACCAAAACGAAAGUAUGCCCAAAGCGAAGAAGAUCUGGAACUGACCGAACAGGAGCACGACAUGUUUAAGGUAAUCUUGAUUCAUCGGAGCCAUCACGUUUGCUGCGGUUGCUUGAAGGUAUUUCUAUCGACCGAAGAGCUGGACCAGCAUCGCAGAACUACACACAUUUGGAAGAAUGAAAACCUGAUGAAACCAUCGUCGAAAAUUCUUUGCGACGGGUGUCUACGCCGGUAUGAUUCGCCGCGGAGUCUGAAACUGCACCUGGACAAAAUCCGGCUGCUGAAGGUCGUCUGGGAGUGCAGACAGUGCGGCCAUCGAUUCAAAGCCGCCGACAAACGCCGGAAGCACGUCCGGAUCCACACGGAAGAUGCUCCCAUCGCGAUGCUGGCGCGCAUAAAGCAAAGCACCAUCAAGGAGUUCGGCUGGUUGUGCUGCGCAACCAAGUGCGGCCUUUCGUUCCCCAGUGAACAGGAGUUGAUUGAGCACUCGGAGAGUGCGCACACGAUAGACAAACAGGAGGCGGACUUGGAGCAGAAGACGAAACCGGCCCAGUGCCAGAUCUGUUUCCGACGGUUCGAGGACCGGCAACGGGUGGUCAGCCAUCAGAGGCGGAUGUACAAGAAGAAAAACCUACAGUGCGCCCUGUGCGGAUUGAAGUUUGCCAACUCGGUGGAGCUGAAUACGCACGAGAUGAAACAGCACGGAAGCAGCGGGUUCCAGUGUAAAAUUUGCGGGAAGACUUUCACCCAGAAGUACAGCAUGAUAAACCACGUCAAGUAUAUGCACACAGAGGAGAAGCAGCAUCAGUGCACCGUUUGUGGCAUGACAUUCCGACUGAAGGGUGGAUUGAAGACCCACAUGUCCAACCACGUGGAGAUUCCGCAGUUCAAAUGUGAGGUCUGCUCGAAAAUGUUCAAAGCCAAACUACACCUGCGUUAUCACAUGCGAACGCACACCGGAGAGAAGCCGUACAAGUGCCGCUAUUGUGACCAUGCGUUUGCGAAUAACACUAACUUUAGGAGACACGAGAUGACCCAUACUGGUAAUAAACCCCACAAAUGUUCUCUAUGCGAAAAAUCGUUUAUUUUGAGACGAACUCUCUUGGAGCAUGAGAAAACUCACUCGAACGAAAAUGCACGCGUGAGGGUUAAACUGGCCCAGAGAGACGCAGCAGAGUCGAGCAUGGUUAUUGAACAAGUAGAAUACGAGUCCGUUGACGAUGGUGAUGGUGAUCAGGAAGGAGAAGGUAGCAGCUACUACGAGGACGACGAGGAGGAAGAACAAGAAGAAGCAGAAGGCACCAAAGAUGAUGAACAUGUGGUUUCGUUCAGCAACAGGCCAGUUCAAGUCAAGGUUAUCAGUCCUCAGAUUUUACCACAACCGGUAAGAAUUGUAAGAACUGUUCCUCAAGUGGUCGAAAAUGUUCUACCAACGGUGUCUAGUUCCGGUGCGCAGACGGUCGUUUACAACGUUGUUCCAUCUACUUCAUCCGGUGGUAACUACAGUUACAUUUUGAAGUUCAAGUGAAUUCAAUGAAACUGAUCAUGCGUCUCCAUCGGUAAGUUAAACGUGGUUUAACUUUUAUUUCUCCCAUUCUUACUUUUGACAUACAGGGGAUGGCCAAAAUGUUUGCGAUAGGAAACUUUUUUUUCUCUCACAAAAAAGUUCAAAACUCUGUAACUUUUCAUAGAGUGUAUCGAAAAUUUGUACAAAUUUGAGCUCUAUUGGUUGAUCUUUCGCGGAGUUAGAAUCGUUCUGGUAAAACUCUAUUUUUAGACAACUUAUUUUUGAACUGUCAUAUCUCGGAAACCAGUGAACCAAAUAUAAUGAACUUUUGAACGUUUGAUGCUUCUCAUGUCAUUAAAACAUUGGUAUUUUUUGAACGUUGAAAAAAGUUAUUAUGGAUUGAAACUUUUUGAAUCUAUCUUGAAAAAAUGUAAUUUUUUUACAUCAAUGUCAUUAAAUUUUAGUGUUGAUAUCCAAAGAUUUUCUGCUUCCGUUCUCAAGAUAUAUCCGAUAAGUUGUAUUAGAGCCUAUUUGGAUUGAAAGAAUAACACAUUUAGUAAUUUUUGUAUGAUAUUGUAAAUUUGACUUAUUUUCCUCUAUGUGGGUGAAAAUGUCAAACUGGUAUAACAUUAUUCAUCGUGAGAAAAUAUUACAUUUUAUAGCGUCGUAUCAAGUAUCAAUAUAUUGUUGAUAAACGUUAAAAAUUUCAUUCAAUUCGGUUUACUGGUUACCGAGAUGUGACAGUUUAAAAAUUAGUUGUCUAAAAAAAGUGUUUUACCAGAACGAUUCUAAUUCCGCAAAAGAUCAACCAAUCGAGCUCAAAUUUGUACCAAUCAUGCACAUAUAGUAGGUAAACUAACAGUCAAAAUUUGAUGCACUCUAUAAAAAGUUACAGUAUGUUGAACAUUUUUGUGAGAGAAAAAAAAGUUGCCUAUCCCAAACAUUUUGGCCAUCCCCUGUACAAUUACUGCUUAAAUUUUUAUAUUUGAGUGUUUUUCAAAUUAUGUUGAAAAUAUUGCUCUAAUGGUAAACAACUAUUCUGCAAGUACAUGGGCCUUUUUACAUGAAAAUCGUUGUUUAGAGUUUAAAGGUUGAAAAUAACUUUAUUUUCCUGUAACAAAGUUGUUUAAUCUAUAAAUAUACCAUCAACACGUGGAAUCAAA